This is a messenger RNA of Cornus florida, 555 nucleotides long. RefSeq lists its product as uncharacterized. The transcript has a single exon. Lineage: Eukaryota; Viridiplantae; Streptophyta; Magnoliopsida; Cornales; Cornaceae. Bases 1 to 555 code for a protein of 184 amino acids. The record is from RefSeq and is a predicted model, not a curated record.
AUGUCGUCUCAAAGCACUAAUCUCACCGUCUGCCGGAUUUCUCACUCCCCGGAGGACUGGCCGUCGUUGCUUAAACUGAUCAAUCGCCUCAAAGUGAACAAAUCCAUAGAAGAGCUCCGACUCACUUGCAUAGAUGAUGGAACUGUACAGUAUCUCGAGUCGUCCAUCUUGCCGUUGAGUCUCUUCCGGUGUGGAAUUCUCCGUGUCCUCGAACUCAACAAGUACCAACUCAGCAUUGACGACUCCAUUGUUGCGGCUUUCAAAGGUUGUGUGAAUCUGACAACUCUAAAACUCAACUCGAUCCGAGUAACCCCCAAGAGUCUUUUCAGAAUCAUAUGUAACUGUGAGUUCAUGGAGAAUUUGAGCCUGUGUUCUUAUAUUAGAUUAGACUAUAUUAAGAUUAUUUCUAAUCGCAAGUACUUGAAGUUCUUGGAACUCCGGAAUUUGGAUCUUUAUAAGAUUGAAAUAUAUCUCAAGGGUGUCACUGAACUAGUGCUUGAUAAUGUUCCAUACUCCAAAAGAUGUUAUAUUAACUGCCCAAACCUUCGAGGUUAG